GCCGGCGGGGCCAGCAUGGCGCGCGGCUGGGCGACAGUGCUGGCCUUGGGGCUCUGCCUCGCCGCGCUGCACCACGGAGGCUGCUAUCCCCCCAGCGUGGGCACAGCACCACAAAAUGCGGCAGCCCUGCGGGACAAUUUCCGCCUGCAGCCGGGGGAUUUGGUGGCCACGGCUGGCCAAGUGUUGGAGCUGGAUUGCGUGCCACCCUUGGGGCAUCCCGAACCCCUCGUCACCUGGAAGAAGGAUGGGGUGACCUUGAACUUGACUGGUGACCGGUACGUAGUCACCAACGGGAAGUUGCGGGUGGCACCGGCACAACGGAGUGACUCCGGGCUCUAUGUCUGCGUGGCAGCCAACAUGGCAGGCGAGAGGGAGAGCCGCGGUGCCCACGUCUCUGUCCUUGAGAAGCCGGCCAUCGUGCGGCGCUCAGGUGAUACCGUGGUGGUGGCCGGCACCACCGUGGAGCUGGGCUGCAGUGUCCAAGGUGACCCAGUGCCGCGGGUGCAGUGGCACAAGGAGCGUGGGGACCUGCCCUGGGGCAGGCAUGAGAUGGACCAAGAGCACACGUUGCGCCUCUACGCUGUGACACCUGCCGACGCCGGCACCUACGUGUGUACGGCACAGAGCCCGCUGGGCACCGCUGCCAUCACCGUCCGCCUCCGCGUGGAGGACCGGCUGCCGACGGGCCAGCGGGAGGCAGCACCGUGGGACCUGCUGGCCCUGCGCCUGCACCUGGACAACGGCACCGUGCUGCCCACCGCUGCCGUCCAGCUCCACUGGCGGAUGUUGAUGCCUGCACCGGUGCCGGAGGGCUACCUGGUGCUUUACCGCAGCUUGCUCCCAGUAAGCACCUCCUGGGUCCAACAUGACGCCGGCAGGGAGCUCAGCACCAUCAUUCCCAGACUCCGCAGGGGCUACAAGUAUGAGUUCAAGGUCCGCCCCUACGCUGGGGUGACCCAGGGUGUGGACAGCAACAGCAGGCACCUCUGGGUACCUGAGGAAGUGCCAAGCGCGGCACCCCGGUACAUCACUGUGAGCCAGGCUGCGACGGGGAACAGAACCAUGGUUGUGAGCUGGGAGCCACCUCCUCCUGAAGCCCACAACGGCAUCAUCCGGGGCUACAAGAUCUGGUCAACGGGUGAGGGCUGGGAGCACCCCACCAACAGGACAGUGGACGGAGACACCCAUCGCCUGGAAACCACCGUCUCAAGCCCUGGCGAAUUCUGUGUCCAGGUGGCAGCUUUCAAUGGCGCAGGGCUGGGGGUCCCCAGCAAUGCCACCUGCAGCGUCCUGGGGCUGAUGGUGGGGAGCAGUGGGGUGGCCCAGGCACUGCAGCAGCCCGCGGUCAUCGCAGCCGCCGGCUCCCUGCUCUGGUUGGCUUUGCUCGCCCUCCUCCUCCUCAUCUGCCAACGUCGUGCCAGCCAGGACGCCGCGGCCCACCAGCUGGUGGCCAGGGACUCGCCAUGGCUUGGUGGUCCCUGGAAACCUGGCUGUGGCCCCCAGACCCUGAGCAGCAGCAGCAGCCUCAGCAGCCGCCUCCUGGGCAGUGACGGCCGAGACCCCCACCCCUCCUCCCUGUCCUUGGAGCCCCCCAGCCCCCACGGGGAUGGGGGACACCCCGGGGUGCGCUCGUCACCCAGCACCCCCCGGCCCUGUGCCUGGGACCGCAUCCACAAACGAGAGCUGCACCAGGUGCACAGCACCCCUCUGCUCCUGGGGGCACCCAUCCCCAUGGGCGGAGGCGAGUGGGGCGCGGAGUUGGGGCUGGCGGCGAGGUGGCGUCAGCAAAGGGUCCAGGACGGUGACACAGCCACCACCACCACGGCCGGAGGGGACCCGUGGCGGCCACUGGUCUUCAGCUCCCCGAAACCAUGGCGGGACAGGGCCUUGUUGGGCUCUGGUGUCCCCACACCAUCAGUGACACCUCCACGACGGCCUCAUGCAUGGCACCCACCAGUGACCCGGUGCGCGGCCACCGCACUCCCCAGGGACACGUCCCCGGCCACCAGGCGCCCCAAGGACACGUCCUCAGACAUUGGGAUCCACAGGGCCACAUCCCCCACCACCAGGUGCCCCAGGAACAUGUCCCCAGCCACCAGAAACCCCAAGGACACAUCCCCAGCCACUGGGAUCCCCAAGGACAUGUCCCCAGCCACCAGGCAUCCCAAGGACACAUCCCCAGUCACUGGGAUCCCCAAGGACAUGUCUCCAGCCACCAGACACCCCAAGAACCUGUUCCCAGUCACUGGGAUCCCCAGAGAGACAUCUUUGGACACCAGGUGCCCCAGGGACACGUCCACGGUUACCAGACACCCCAGGGACACGUCCCCAGUCAUCGGGAUCCCUAAGGACACAUCCCCAGCUACCAGGUGCCCCAAAGACACGUCCCCAGCCACCAAGUGCCCCAAGGACACGUCCCCAGCCAUUGGGAUCCCUACGGACACAUCCCCAGCCACCAAGUGCCCCAAGGGCACUUCCCCAUCCAUUGGGAUCCCUAAGGACACGUCCCCAGCCACCAAGUGCCCCAAGGACAUGUCCCCAGCCAUUGGGAUCCCUAAGGACACGUCCCCAGCCACCGAGUGCCCCAAGGACACGUCCCCAGUCACUGGGAUCCCCAAGGAUGUGUCACCAGGAACCAGGCACCUCAGGGAAAUGUCUCUAGUCUCUGAGAACCUCAAGGACAUGUUCCUGGCCAACAGGCACCCCAAGGAGACAUCUCCAACCACCAGGUGCCCCAAGGACACGUCCCCCACCACUGGGAUCCCAGUGGAUGCAUCUCUGGACAGCCAGUGUCCCAGGGACACAUCUCUGGUCACUGACAGCCCCAGGGAGGUGUCACUGGUCACAAGGCACCCCAGGGACAUGUCCCUGGUCUUUGAGAACCCCAAAGGCAUGUUCCUGGCCAGCAGGCACCCCAAGGACUCACCAGCCACCAGGCAGCAGAGGGACACAAUCUUGGCCUCCAGGCAAUCCGGGGACACAACCCUGGUCACCGAGUGCUCCAAGGACAUGUCCCCAGCCACCAGCCACCCCAGCCACUCCUCACCAGUGAGCAGACACCAGAGGGACACGUCACCAGCCACCAGGCACCCCAAGGACAUCUUCCUGGCUAGUGGACACCCAAGAAACACGUCCGCAGACACUAGGCUACCCAAGGAGAAGUCCCUGCACACCAGAUACCCGAAGGACAUGUCACCAGCCACCAGCUAUGCAAAGGACAUGUCCCCAGAUGCCAGGCACCCCAGGGACACACCUCCCAUCACCAGGCACCCUGAGGAGAUGUCCCCAGUCACCAGUUCCUGCAAGGACAUGUUCUUGGUCACCAGGUACCCCGAAGCCGUGUCACCAGGCACCAGCCAUCCCAUGGACACAUCCCCAGCCACUGGGCACCCGAGGGACACAUCUCCAGUCACCAGACACCCUGAAGAGAUGUCCCCAGUCACUGGUCACUGGAGAGACAUGCUUCUGGGCAACAGGUACAUGUUCCUGACCACCAGGUACCCCAAGGACAUAUCUCCAGCCACCAGGCACCCAAGGGACAGGUCUCCAGUCACUGGACGUCUCUCGCCAGUGUUCAGUGAUGGGGUCCUCACACCGCAGCGAGUGGCCGAGGACCUUGAGAUGGACCAAGACACCCCAUGCCCCAGCCCCACAGCACUAACCACACCACGGUCCUUCUCACCACCACACACCUACGGCUACAUCUAUGGGCCACCAGCGUCCGAGCUGGGUGAGGAAGAGGAGGAAGAGGAGGAGGAGGAAGAGCAACCAGAGACAAGGGACUCUCCAGGGGGGUCACUGCUCAACGGUUGGGGCUCUGUCUCUGAGGACAACUUUGCCAGCGCCCGCUGCAGCUUGGUGAGCUCCUGUGAUGGCUCCUUCCUCCUGGACGCAAGCUUCGCCCGGGCGCUGACCGUGGCUGUUGAUGGCCUCUGCUUCAGCCUCGAUGACACCGACGGGGGCUACAGGGGUCCCUCGCCACCACCAUCACCCUUGGACGAGGUUUUCUUGCCCGAGGUCCCCAUUCCUCCCUGGGACUGGGGGGCAGUGCUGAGGAUCUCGCAGAGAGCUGGGAUGGAGGCAGCUGCGGGCAUCCUACAGCACGGUGGCCACAGGUCAGCAAGUGGCAUCCCCUGGGCCAGAGGGGGCAGCGAGACAGGAGGGACAGGAGCACGGCAGUGCAGGACACGGCAAGGCCAGAGUCCUCUCAGCUCAGCUAAAAACCAGCUUUAUUAAGCAGCUCCCCAAAAGGGGUGUUUCUGCUACCAAAAGCCACCCAUAAAGGGUGGGAGGCACCAGGGUGGGUGGGUGGCCCUCUUUCCCUAGCAUCCUUGUCCUCCCCAAGUGUCCUUAUCCUCCCCAGAGCCCUUAUUCCUGCCCAAUAUCCUCAUCCUACCCAAAUGGCCUCACCCUCCUCCUCCCAAGAGUCCUCAUUCCUCCCCAGCAUCCUCAUCCCUCAACAACCCUCUUCCAGCCCAAGCACAUUGCACAUCCCAACUGUUCCCAUCCUUGUCCUCCCCAAGAGUCCCGGCCCCUCCCCAUCCUCCUCAAGCAUCCUUGUCCCCCCAAGCAUGCUCAUCCCUCCUCCCCCAGUGUCCUUGUCCUCCCAGUCAUCCUUGUCAACACCAAGCACUAUUGUCCAACCCAAGUGUCCUUGUCCUUUCAGAAGGUCAUUGUCCCCUGGACUGUGCUCAUCCCGCUGACUGUUCUCACUCCUUCUGACAGUCCUUGUCCUUCCUGACCAUCCACAUCCUUCCUCAGCAUCCUUACCCCACCUCAAUCAUCCUUGGCCAUCUCUCAAGUGUCCUCAUCCCUCCCAAGUCACCUUGUUCUUCUGGAAUGUCCUUGUUCCUCCUCCAAGUGUCCCCAUCCCUCUUGAGCAUCUUCAUCCCUCCCCAGCUUCUUCAUCCCCCCCAACUCUCCUUGUCCCCAGGUUCUCAUCCCUCCCAACUGUCCCUGUCCCCACCUCGCGCUGCCGCCCCUGACCGCUGCCUCUGCACAACCCUCUUUACACAGUGCCAC
This is a messenger RNA of Cuculus canorus (common cuckoo), 5022 nucleotides long. It is a transcript of the gene ROBO4, whose product is annotated as roundabout guidance receptor 4. Gene Ontology annotation, molecular function: cell-cell adhesion mediator activity. The record is from RefSeq and is a predicted model, not a curated record. Gene Ontology annotation, cellular component: axon; plasma membrane. Gene Ontology annotation, biological process: homophilic cell-cell adhesion; axon guidance; dendrite self-avoidance. Lineage: Eukaryota; Metazoa; Chordata; Aves; Cuculiformes; Cuculidae.